Messenger RNA from Scheffersomyces amazonensis, 819 nucleotides. Its product is annotated as 1-(5-phosphoribosyl)-5- ((5-phosphoribosylamino)methylideneamino)imidazole-4-carboxamide isomerase. The transcript has a single exon. Gene Ontology annotation, cellular component: cytoplasm. Lineage: Eukaryota; Fungi; Ascomycota; Pichiomycetes; Serinales; Debaryomycetaceae. The record is from RefSeq and is a predicted model, not a curated record. Gene Ontology annotation, molecular function: 1-(5-phosphoribosyl)-5-[(5-phosphoribosylamino)methylideneamino]imidazole-4-carboxamide isomerase activity. Bases 1 to 819 code for a protein of 272 amino acids. Gene Ontology annotation, biological process: L-tryptophan biosynthetic process; L-histidine biosynthetic process.
AUGACAAAGUUUAGAGGUUGUAUAGAUAUUCAUGCUGGUCAAGUGAAGCAAAUUGUCGGGGGUACACUUACUCAAGAUGAUACGGCAGUAGAGGGAGAUACCACUACGGAAAACUUUAUCAGUAAUCGACCUUCAUCAUACUAUGCUCAACUAUAUAAAGAUAAUGGGAUUGAAGGAUGUCAUGUCAUUAAGCUUGGAAGUAAUCCUGCCAAUGAUGAGGCUGCCAAACUAGCAUGUUCUACUUGGCCUCAUAAAUUACAAGUGGGUGGAGGUAUUAAUAUUGAUAAUGCUCUACAAUGGUUAGAUGAGUAUGGAGCAUCACAUGUUAUAGUGACUAGUUGGUUAUUUAAUGAGUCUAAAGAGUUUGAUUGGGAUCGAUUAGCCCAUAUCUCUAGUUUAGUAGGUAAAUCACGACUCAUAGUGGAUUUAAGUUGUAGAACAGUUAUUGUUAAUGGACAAAGUCAAUGGGUAGUAGCCAUGAAUAAAUGGCAAACAUUAACGUCUACAGUAUUAUCAGAAUCAGUAUUUGCUAAGAUAUCCCAAUAUUGUGAUGAAUUUCUUAUCCAUGCUGCUGAUGUAGAAGGAUUAUGUCAAGGUAUAGAUGAGAAUUUAGUAAGUAAAUUAGGAGAAUGGUGUCCAGAAGGGUUUGAAGGAAAGAUUGUAUAUGCCGGAGGAGCUAAACUGAUACAAGAUUUACUGGUUGUUCAUAAACUAAGUCAUGGUAAAGUUGAUUUAACAUAUGGAAGUGCAUUAGAUAUAUUUGGCGGUAAAUUAGUUAAGUUUGAAGAGCUUGUACAGUGGAAUAAAAGUAAAAAUUAG